Messenger RNA from Didymosphaeria variabile, 1098 nucleotides. RefSeq lists its product as uncharacterized. The coding region runs from base 1 to 1098 and encodes 365 amino acids. The transcript has 4 exons. The record is from RefSeq and is a predicted model, not a curated record. Lineage: Eukaryota; Fungi; Ascomycota; Dothideomycetes; Pleosporales; Didymosphaeriaceae.
AUGUCGAAAUCUGCGCUCGUCUUCGGCGCGUCCGGCGUCACUGGCUGGUCUUUCAUCAAUGAGAUCUUGAACGACUAUCCAGAGCCCAAGAUCUGGAAGCGCGUACACGCGCUCACAAAUCGUCCGCUUUCACAGGAGCAAUCACAAUGGCCGAGUGAUUCGCGAUUAAACAUUGUAUCUGGGAUCGACCUUCUCGAGGGCAGCCAGGAAGAACUGGAGAACAACAUGCAAAAAGAACUGGAGGAAGCAGUAGCUAUGUUCAAGCGAAGCACACUCGCCAUGGACCAUCUUAGCCCAAAGUUAGAAUUCUUGGUUUUGCAGACCGGCGCAAAGAUGUACGGUUGCCAUCUUCUCGAAAAACACCCCACAGACUACCUCCACGUUCCACACAAAGAGUCGCAGCCACGCCUCAAACAGCCCUACCAUGACAUGCUCUUCUACCAUCCACAGCUAGACUGGGUCGCGGACUACACCAAAGACAAGAAGUGGAAGUGGAUCGACACGCGGCCCGACAUAAUCAUCGGCUUCGUUCCGAACCAAAAUUUCUACAGUCUAGGCACCGUAAUGGCAAUCUACCUCUCCCUCUGGCGCGAAAUCCACGGCCCCAACUCCUCCGCGCCCUUCCCAGGCACUGAGAAGAGCUGGAAAGCCCUCAGCAACGACAGCUCCUCGGAUAUGAUCGCACGCCAAACCCUCUAUCUCUCCCUUAACCCCAGCAAGAUUGAAAACGGCGGCGGGUACAACGUCGCCGACGCGAAGGAGCCCUCUUCUUGGAGCAAGAAGUGGCCGGCACUAUGCUCCUACUUUGACCUCAACGGGACCGGCCCAACAUCCGACCCGCCUGAGAUGCGGAAGUUCAUCAAAGACAACAUCGACGUGUGGAAAAGAUUGGAGAAGGAAAAGGGGCUGCAGACUGGGCAUGCGGAUAGCGAGAGGACAUUUUCUGGAUUCGAGUAUUUCUUGAUGACUCAAUUUGAUUUUGAUAGACAAUAUGAUAUGAGCAAGACGUAUGCGACAGGAUUUAGCGAAGAGAGGGAUACGUUGGAGGCCUGGAGCUUAGUGUUUGACAGAAUGAGGAAGGCGAGGAUUAUACCGUAG